Solea senegalensis (Senegalese sole) is the source of this 3154-nucleotide messenger RNA. RefSeq names its product Rho GTPase activating protein 36 (gene arhgap36). The coding region runs from base 130 to 2076 and encodes 648 amino acids. The record is from RefSeq and is a predicted model, not a curated record. Gene Ontology annotation, biological process: signal transduction. NCBI's taxonomy places the organism in Eukaryota, Metazoa, Chordata, Actinopteri, Pleuronectiformes, Soleidae. The transcript is spliced from 12 exons.
GGCGACGAUCUCUGACACAGAAGAAGAAGAUUGUUUUUCACACACUAACUUUUAUUGACAUGUUUUUGGAGUCUUUGGAGAACCUGUGAGGACACGCACACGCACGCACACACACACACACACACACUGAUGGUCGUGCAGGAUGGAGUCGUGCACAUAGAUCAACCUGUGCAACCAAACAUGCAUUUCUACUAUGUGGGCAACCAGACGUGGGCGACCAUGUUGGGUCAGAACAUACGGUUGCAGCCGGUGCCGAUCCAGAGUCUGUCGGAACUGGAGCGAGCCAGAUUACAGGAGGUGGCCUUGUACCACCUAGAGGAGCGCGACUUUGACUUCAAGAUCAGCAUCCCACGAGAAACACGUAAACGGAGAAAAUCUCUGCGCAGGAAGUUUGACUCUUUUUCAAAGGAGAAGAAAGAACGAGAAUCUGCUCCCAAAGCGUUCGGCGUCCCCCUGUCUCAGGUCAUCGGCAACGACCGCGCGUACAAGCGUCGUCAGGACGCUCUGAAGGAGAGCAGACGAGACUGCCUGGACCUGGAGGCCAGCGUCCUCCGCUUCCGAGCCCAGAAACUACAGUUCUUCAACGGGAACAAACCUCCGGUCGCGUCCCCGCCGCUGGUCGGCGCGGGCGGAAAUGCGACACCUGCCUCUAACUCUGCGGCAACAAACAAACCGCUGUCGCCAACGUUUCUGGACAACGUGGGCCGAGGACAGAGGAGGGGAGGUCUGUCCGUCGACUCCAUCUCAGACCUUGUAGAGAGUCAGUCUCGCCUGUUGGAGGCGCUGCAGCUCUCUCACCCAGCCGAGCUGGAGCUGAAGAAGUCCCAGAGCAACGGGUCGUCGGAGGGACGGAACCAGACCAAACUGAGCCUGAACCCCAUCUACAGGCAGGUUCCUCGGGUGGUGGAGCGGUGCUGCAGUCACAUCGAGAACCACGGUCUUCAGACUGUGGGAAUCUUCCGAGUGGGAAGCUCCAAGAAGAGAGUGAGACAGCUGAGGGACGACUUUGACGUGGGCGUGGACGUCCAGCUGGACGAGGAGCACAGCGUCCACGACGUGGCCGCUCUGCUGAAAGAGUUUCUGCGGGACAUGCCCGACCCUCUGCUGUCCAGAGAGCUUUACCCGGCCUUCCUGCACGCCAACCUGAUGAGAGGAGCAGAGCAGAUCAACUACCUGCAGCACCUCCUCUACCUGCUGCCUCCCUGCAACUGUGACACGUUGCUGCGUCUCCUCACCUUACUGCACACGGUGCAGAGCUUCGCUCAGGACAGCAUCGGAACCAACGACGAGGAGAUUCCCGGGAACAAGAUGACGUCAGCAAACUUGGCCGUGAUCUUUGGUCCAAACCUGCUGCAGAAAGAACGAGGAGGAGACGUGAGUCCUCAGGCCAUGGGCAUCGAGGACAGCACGGCCAUCAUCAGCGUCACACUGGUCCUGAUCCAGAACUACAGGAGACUCUUCACGGUCUCUGCAGAGUUGCAGCAGGAAGUCCUCAUGAGUCUGAUCCAGACUGACCCGGACAUCAUUGACUACCUGCUACGCAGGAAACUCAGCAGCAGCAGUCACGUGACCACGGACAGCAGCGGUCGCCGGGACACGGGGGCGUCGCUGGACUCUGUGGGGGCGUCCAGCGGGAGUCUGUCCCCCCUGGAACCGCCCUCGCCGCUUUUCCCGCCCGACGGCAGCGGCGUGGACGGAAGUUUGAGCAGCGAGAUUUUUCUCAACGUCCUCAAACUGAACCAGAACCGGAAACGGCACGAGAGCAGAUACGGAGGUGACGUCUCUGCAGGUAAAUCCAUCCGACACAUGCGUCAGUUCCACUCUCAUCACAACCUCCUCAGCCUCUCACAGCCUUCGUCCUCCUCCUCCUCCUCCUCGUCCUCAUCCUCUGGACCUCUGGCGUCGGCUCUGAGCUUCAGCAGCUGCAGCUGCUCCAGCCUCGGCGUCUCCUCUGACAACAGCGCCGCCGUGUGGGUGCGCCAGGCGUCGCACGACGACAGCAACAAAUCCUCCUCCUCGUCCAACUUCUGGGACUUCUUCACCGGGAAAGGCUCGAGCUCAGAGACCGUGGUAUGACGAGGACAGAUUAUCUUGAGAUUAGGAAUUCUCGUGUUUCCACUGGGGUUUUUUUUGAAGGAAAAACAAACCAGGAAGGACUUUUUAUUUUUUAUUUUUAAACUCAAAUUUUGUUUGUGUUUUUUUUACGAACGAGAAGCAAAAGAAGGAAAAGCGAUGAUGUGGACAUUCUAAUUCUAAUGUACAGUAUAUAUAUAUAAAAUGUAUAUAUAUAAUGUUGUAUUCAGACUAACAGUAGCUGCAUGAGCUUCACUAACAUUCAUCUGUAAAGACAUCAAUAAUCAAUAACCAAAGAUCCCUGAUGACUGACAACAAAAACAUAUACAAAUAAACUUUAAAACAGUUUUUCCCGGUCAAAUUUCACAUUUCUCUAAAAACUUCCUUUCGCCUCCUUAACUUUGUCCAAAGUCGAGUUCCUCUGCAGAUUUUUAAGAAUCCAGGUUCAUUUCAAUCAUUAAAAUAAUCUCCAUGAAGCUCUGGAUUCAUUAAAGCACCAAAUAUUUAAAUUUUAGAUUUCGUAUAAACAUUGAUUUUUUUUACAAAUAGUUAAUUUAACGUCAUUAAUAUUGGAAAAAAGUGACGUUUACCUCACAUCAUAGUGACUUUUGUGCCGUAAAUGAAUGCAAAUGUUUCUACUUUAGUGUUUAAUAUUUAACCUGAGUAAAAACAAACUACAGGAUUUUUCUGCAGCAGAUUAUUUAUUACUUGAAAACAAACGGUAAAAAAAAAGAGAAAAAGUUUUAAAGUGCAAUGAAAAAAAAAAGAGAUUUUAAAAUGUGUGAUUUCUCUGACGUUAAAUAAACUUUCACUGAAACAAAAAGUAAAAAAAAAAAGUUUUGUUUAUAAAUAAACACGUUUUAGGGUUUUUUCAGUCAAUCUGGACACAAAUGUCGCUCCACUUUCCGCCACAAGAGGGAGACAUUCAGACGUCAAAGCUCACAAAAGUUUCAACCCUUUCAUGAAAAACAAGUGAACUCUUUAACCUUUGACCUUUAACCUUUAACACAGUGACUAGUGGUCAUGGACUCAUUUUUAAAAUCUAAUGAUUCUGUUGAUUAUUUCAAGCAUUUCUUUAUUC